Misgurnus anguillicaudatus (oriental weatherfish) is the source of this 2774-nucleotide messenger RNA. Lineage: Eukaryota; Metazoa; Chordata; Actinopteri; Cypriniformes; Cobitidae. The record is from RefSeq and is a predicted model, not a curated record.
AGAGGGAGGGAGAGAGAGAGACUGCACCGCGGGCGAGCAGGCGGUAGCUGUAAGAUCCGCUAGCAGGGUUUUUCUCUGCGUUUGCUGGUUGACUUGGCUCGCGGCCCGACUGGCGUUUUUGUAAUCAAGGCAUGAUCCGGCACUCCGUGCGUUUCCCUGAGCUGCGUCGGCCGUCUGCCGUUUGGAAGGAAUUCGCAUUUCCCUGUUGACAUGCACAAAGCUAGUCCAGCAGAGAUGACGAGCGUGAUGAUGAUGAAGAUGCAGAAAGACGCUGAACUCGACAAAAAGAUUGAAGCUUUACGAAAGAAAAAUGAAGCUCUUAUGAAACGCUAUCAGGAAGUUGAGGAGGAUAAGAAGCGGGCAGAGCAGGAAGGCAUGUCAUUACCCAGCAGGAAGGGGAAACCUGAUGAUCUCACCAUCACUUUCAACAAAUCUUCCAAUGAGCAGCGUGUUGUUACUAAGAAGUCAGUGCCGAGAGUGUGCAACCCCAAACCUGAGCAGGAGCAGAAUUCAUGUGAUCCUGGAUCCAGAUCCACUCUCUGUGUCGGGAGAGGAAAGAGAAGACAGCUCCUCAUCACAACACCUGGAAAUAUAAAGGGUAAAAAGGUGUUUGGUGAAAGAAAGGACAGAAACCGUCCUGUUAGUCCAGCGAGGGUGAAAGUCUCUAUUGAGGAAGAACAGGAGACAACUUCAUCAACAAAGACAAUCAUAGAAAUACAGGAGGACACAGGAAAACAAGAUGUUAAGAUCAUAUGUAAAGAUUCACAGUGUGAUCAGGGCACGGAGAUCUCACAACCGCCGGAUGUCAACGACAUGAACGACCUAACAUCCAAAGAAGAUGAAAUGGAGUACCUGCGCUGGAAGAAAGAACGAGAGGAGAUCGACAGAGAACGAGUGGCCCGACACAAAAACGCUAAAGGCCAAUGGAGGAGAGCCUGGGAUGUGGAGAAACCUGAUCUGAUGUUUUCUGACAAAGUUCAUGAAGGGCCAGACAGAGACACGCAGAACACGGGGAAUAGAAACAGCAAAAGAGGAAAUUUAAGAUCGGAAGAGUCCAAAGCACGAGAGAAAAAGAGGAAAAGUCUUCCAGUGGUGAGCAGUAAAGCGAAGGGUAAAGAGCGUCUGACGGGCCGAGCCAGACGAUGGGAUGCUAAAGAACAGGAGGAACAUUUAAAGGCUUAUCCAGAGAGCAGUCUAAAGGAGUUCCUGGAGGAACUGGAUGCUCUUUGUGCUCCUGAGGAGAAAAACAUCAAUCCAGAGACUAAAAACCAUGAUGAUGUCCUCAACACAACACCGUGUGUAUCUGAAGUGCCAUUAAACUCGGAGGAAGCCAUCGGUGACGUGACCUCUGACAAGGAGAAAAACGAGAACGCAGAAAUUUCUUCAGAGAUGUUGGCUCAGAAGAUCGCAAAGAAGAAGGUUCAGAGCGACUCCGUACAUGAUGAAAGACAAACCGCACAAAGACAAAAGACAGAAGAAGAUAAAGAGAAGAUAGCAAACAAGACCCAGACGAGUGUGGAGAUGAAUGAUCCUUCAGUAGAUAAGAACGUGUGUGAGAAGAAACUCUCAGGAUCAUCUCUGAUAACUGAAGGAACUAAAGAUGAGUCCAGUAAAGCGUUGUGUUCCACCAGCACUUCAGUUAAUGGAGAAGAUGUUUGUCUACUAACAGAAGUGACUGUGAAGGAGAGCUGCUCUUCAAGAGGAACUGAAGAACUGAAUCUGAAGUCUGAUGAGUCUCAGUAACUGCAGCACCAGUUCUGAUACGGCAAAAGAAAAUAGGAAAGUUGUUCAGAUGGGAAAUGAUGUUUGCAUCUUAAGCAAAAUGGACACUGAAACCAAAACAAAAAAUGUCAUUAGCCUUUCACAGAGUUUCUUAUUGACGGUACAAAGUUACUAAUAUGAGUUGUUAUGACUUUGUAUUUGAAGUAUAUUUUAUUAUUAAGAAUGAAGCAUUGUAUAUUUUAUGACUGAAAGUGAGAUUGUGAUUGUUCAGAUAGUUAAUCUGUUUUCUCACAGACACUAUAAUGCACUAAAGCUGCCAAACCCAGAGUUCAGACGUUCUUCAGAUCUUUGCUGAUGGUUUGGUGGAGGACGUUUAAUAUUAGCUAAAGCACUACAAAGCUACUUGAAUGUUUAACUUAGAUAAGAUAGCAGCAAUAUUAUUUACAAUAACUAACCUGAGAAUGAAAGUCUUAUACAGUACGACUCUUCAACAGAGAUACGUCUAUAAAAUCAAACGUAACCCGCCAGAGGACUUUUGGAUGCUGUUAAAGACAGAUAUAUAUUUAAUAUCUCCACUCAUAUACGCACAUUAGUUAUUGGUUUUUUGAAGGUUGUGUGGAAGUUUGAAAGUUCACAAGACUGUUAGAGUUUGUUACCUAGCACUUUAUCUUUUUUGAAUGUUAUAUAUGAAGCAUUACCAGAAAACUACAACACUUUGACAGAAUUAAUUGUUUACAAUUCUUACGGUAACAGACAGGGAAAGUUUUCUUGUAUGUUAAGCUGAUAUACAGUAAGUUACUGCUAUUGUUAUUGUUCACUGUACUGUGUUACAGUAAAUGAUGAUUGUACUGAUGAUGUUUCAGUAUUUAUGAGUCCAAAUGAGUUGGACGUUUAUUUGAUGUAGGAAGAUGAAAAGGCACGCGAGGAUUGGUUGUAGGUGACCGAGGUUGGAAUUUAUUGUUUUUUGUUACUUUCACUAAGCAUUUUGUGUUUCUUUGUUUUUGAAAUGAAUGUUAAAAAAUACAUAUUAAAAUAAAAACAUGAAAACUUUU